AUGACAGCCUACCUUCCAAUCGACAUUCAGUCUCUGCUGCCGCGCACCAGUCCCAAGACGGCUGAGCUGCCACAGGUUGGCGGCAAGGCGCCUGCUUUGCCCGCUUCGGCAAGCACGUCUUACAAUCAGGGUGCAGGCACCUUGGUUGCCUUUGUCAGACAUUGUGGGUGUCCGUUUGCGGAAAAGGAGGUGCGAUUGCUCUCUCAGGUGGCCAAGGAGAAGCCAGAAGUGCAGAUCGUAGUCGUGCAGCACUCUAGCGAAGAGGAGACCAAGGAAUGGUGGGGCAGGAUUGAUGGGCCGAAGCUGCUGCCUAAAGCAAAGCUUGUGGCCGAUCCAGAACGGGACGUCUAUGCCAACUUUGGCAUUGGGGUUCUCCCCUGGUCUGGCCUCUUCUCUCGCUCAAUGAUCAACUCGCUAAUGGAGCGCAAAAAGGAAGGCAUUGUCAAUACCACUACCGGAGGCGGAAGCUGGCGAUGGCAAAACAGCGGAGGACUAGCAGUGGAUACCAAGGGGACUGUCACGUGGGUCAAGGUGGCUCAGGAUGCUGGAGAUGUGUGCGAUUAUGUGGAGGCGGCAAAGUCAUUGUGA
Microstroma glucosiphilum is the source of this 588-nucleotide messenger RNA. RefSeq lists its product as hypothetical. Bases 1 to 588 code for a protein of 195 amino acids. The record is from RefSeq and is a predicted model, not a curated record. The transcript has 4 exons. Lineage: Eukaryota; Fungi; Basidiomycota; Exobasidiomycetes; Microstromatales; Microstromataceae.